AUGCCUAGAAUAUACACCAGCACGAACCCCCGGCCAUUCAUCGACGUCCCCAAGUUGGACUUGCUAUCUUUGCUGUUCGACUCCGAGCAUGGUGUCGCCCAAGAUGACACGGUGUUGCAUCUAGAAGCAGCCAAUCCAUCAAAUAAAAUCACAAAGAAAGAUCUUCGAGACUUAGUUCAACGAAUUGCUCAUGGCUUGCACUACCACUACCACAUCGGCACGAAUGGCCCAAACAAAGAUGUGGUGACAGUCAUCAGUCAUGGUCAACCAAUGGUUCCCGCUGCCUUCUACGGUAUCAUUGCUGCCGGUGGAGUUUAUUCAGCCGCCAGUCCUUCUUCAACCGUCGCAGAACUAGCUCGGCAAAUCACGAUUGGCACCAGUCGGUUGAUUAUAUGUAGUUCAGAGUACCAAGAUCUGGUGACUCAAGCCGCACGUCAAUGUGGUGUACCACUAGAAAGAAUUUUGGUCUUAGCGUCCAGUCCCUCAUGGAGUUUGACGAGCCUCGACGGCAAGGUAAAUGCUAUAUCUAGUCAGAAGCUUAGUUGGCAGCGAAUCACCGACCCAACGGCUUUGACCAAGAGUCUCAUUGUAAUUUUGUGGUCGUCUGGCACCACGGGUCUUCCUAAAGGCGUUAUGCUCUCACAUGAGAACCUGGUCCAAGAAUGUUUUGUGAUAUCGGCGUCUGGCCGGGAGUGGGCUGCAAAGCAGAUUGAAGCCGGCAAAGAACUCAAGCCUUACCGGACCUUGGCACAUUUGCCCAUCAGUCAUAUUGCAGGCCUGUUUGGAUAUAUCGUUCUGCCAUUUUACUCUGGUGGUCUCGUGGUAUGGAUGCCGAAAUAUGAGUGGUCGAAGCUGUUGAAAUAUGUGAAAGAGUUUGAAAUUACGACCUUUUACACCGUUCCUUCGAUUUACCUUCGAAUAUCCAAGUCUCCAGACGUUCGAGACCAUUUCAAGUCGGUGGAAGCUGCGUCUACUGGUGCUGCUCCUAUGGAUCGAGACCUCCAGACGGCGGCAAACUCCAAACUUGGCAGUGGAGAGACGUACAUCGGUCAGACCUGGGGAUUGAGUGAGACGACAGGAGCAGUCACAAUGAUGCCGAAAGGGCAGACUGAUGUCACUGGAAGUAUCAGCCCCAUAUUGCCAAACGUAGAGAUCAGAAUGGUCGACGAUGAUUACAUUGAUGUUGAACCGGGACAGGAAGGCGAAAUGUUAGUGCGAGGCCCUCUUGUCACCCAAGGAUACUUCAAUAAUCCUCAAGCGACAAAAGAAGCAUUCCACGAUGGAUGGUUUUGCACUGGUGAUAUUGGAGUCAUACGGGAUGGCAAAUUCUACAUCGUGGAUCGGAAGAAGGAACUCCUCAAAUAUAAAGGCCUCCAAAUUGCUCCAGCUGAGAUCGAGAACCUGCUGUUCACGCACCCCAAGGUCCAAGAGGCGGCGGUGGUUGGUGUCAACAUGCCCAAUGAUCCCAGCACCGAUCUUCCAAGAGCAUAUGUCGUUGCCGAUCCAUCUCAAGUGAGUGAGGAUGAAAUCCAAGAGUUCGUUAAGCAGCGUCUAGCGCCGCACAAGCAAUUACGAGGAGGAGUCGUGUUCGUGGAUGAGUUGCCGAAGAAUGCAAUUGGAAAAUAUUUGAGAAGAGAGCUUAGAGAUCGGGCAAAGAGGGAGCUGGGGUUGAGCAAGGCUGCGAAGCUUUGA
Rhinocladiella mackenziei CBS 650.93 is the source of this 1692-nucleotide messenger RNA. RefSeq lists its product as uncharacterized. The transcript is spliced from 5 exons. Lineage: Eukaryota; Fungi; Ascomycota; Eurotiomycetes; Chaetothyriales; Herpotrichiellaceae. Gene Ontology annotation, biological process: secondary metabolic process. Gene Ontology annotation, molecular function: CoA-ligase activity. Bases 1 to 1692 code for a protein of 563 amino acids. The record is from RefSeq and is a predicted model, not a curated record.